Molecule: messenger RNA, 1132 nt
Organism: Nicrophorus vespilloides
Lineage: Eukaryota; Metazoa; Arthropoda; Insecta; Coleoptera; Silphidae
Product: venom acid phosphatase Acph-1-like
Exons: 7
Coding region: 1-1062 (353 amino acids)
Biological process (GO): dephosphorylation
Molecular function (GO): phosphatase activity
Source: RefSeq, a predicted model, not a curated record
AUGUGGAAGUUAUCUUGUUUGGUAUUUGCUAGUCUUCUUGUACAAUUUUCUGUAGCAGAAGAUACGGAUACUUUACUUCUUACACAUAUUAUUUUUAGACAUGGCGACAGGACACCUGACUAUGGUUAUAUGCCUUUACCAAGUAAUCCUCAUGCUAAUGAAACCUUUUUUCCAUAUGGAAAUGGACAAUUAACUUUGGUCGGUAAAAAGAAAGCUUAUAACCUAGGAGUUAAAUUAAGAAAUAGAUACUCAGAGUUUUUGGGUGAUCUAUAUUAUUUAGAUUUAAUCGAAGCUAUUUCCUCUUCAUCGCCAAGAUGCGUCAUGAGUAUGCAAUCAGUGUUCGCAGCUCUAUUUCCUCCAACUCCCGAAUGGGAACUAAAGUCUGGAUUAGAAUGGCAACCAGUUUAUUUAUUGGCUCCGAGCAUCAAUGAAGACAAAUUAAUUUAUCCAAGCUGUAAAAAGAUGAAUGAAUUACAUGUAGAAAUGGAUGAGGAUAAAGCCUCUGUUUAUGAUUAUAUUAGUGAGAAUUCUGGUAUCAACAUUACUUCAUCCUUAGAAGUGAUGUUCAUACAAAAUAUUUAUCUAGUUUUGGAUGAACUAGGUUAUGAAUUACCUGAAUGGGUGUUGAAGAUCUGGCCACAACCAUUUACAAAAUAUGGUUUACAAUAUUGGAAAGAAUUGACUGAUCAAACUGUCCAUUAUGCUAUAGGACCGUUGCUAAGAAAAAUGGACUUGGAUACACUGAACAAAAUAAAUAAUACCUUGGUACCAAAAGACCGUAAGAUGUUUAUGUAUUCUGGACACGAUUUAAAUGUAGUCUCUUACUUGGGAGCUAUUGGAGUUUACGAAGAAAAUUUGUACAUUAAUUAUUCAGCUUCGAUUUUGAUCGAAGUACAUCAAAUUAAUGACAAAUAUUUUGUGAAGGUAUUGUUUGAUAACUCCGAUGGAAAUGAAUACCAAGUCAUCAGAAUCCCAGCUUGCGGAGGAGUUGAAUUAUGCCCAUUAGAUACUUAUAUUAGCAUUACGAAAGCCAAAUACGGACCGGAAGAGUGGUGUACAUAAACUUCAAUAAUUCAGUAAUAAUAAUUAAUAAACAUUAUAAUUAGUACUAAAUAAAAUUUUGCUACAAAUU